Messenger RNA from Arabis nemorensis, 513 nucleotides. NCBI's taxonomy places the organism in Eukaryota, Viridiplantae, Streptophyta, Magnoliopsida, Brassicales, Brassicaceae. The record is from the annotation of a GenBank genome assembly.
AUGAGACCACGCAGCAAAAAGACCAAAGCCGUCAACAUCUUUACUCAAAUCCCUCAGGACCUAGUGAUCGAGAUCAUUGGUAGAUUACCUAUAAAAUCCAUAGCUAGAUUUCUCCUAGUAUCCAAGUUAUGGGCAAGGAUCAUUCGUCGUCGAGAUUUCAUAAAAUCUUUCCCGUUUAGGUCUUGUUCCUCGCAGCCUCGUCCGCUAGUCGCUCUCAUUGACAUAGAUCCUCGAAGGGAACCCCAAGGCUGGUACUUGUUCUCGCCUUCUUCGUCAUCAUCAAUCUCUUUUCUCUCACGUGCGGCAUUUCCCUUCCCAAAACCUACCUCCUGGACGUACCAUUNGCAUUAUGUUAAUGGCUUACUAAGCAUCGGCAGUGGUCAAAAACAAAUCAUAGUUAACCCUAGCACCGGUAAGCCCGUACCUUUACGUAGAGUCAAAACCAGGAGAAAGAUCGCAAAAACAUUUUUCGGGUAUGUUCAGCUAAUGAUGAGUACAAAGUAUUGUGCAUGA